Messenger RNA from Letharia columbiana, 441 nucleotides. RefSeq lists its product as uncharacterized. The transcript has a single exon. Lineage: Eukaryota; Fungi; Ascomycota; Lecanoromycetes; Lecanorales; Parmeliaceae. Bases 1 to 441 code for a protein of 146 amino acids. The record is from RefSeq and is a predicted model, not a curated record.
AUGAGCUCCAACACCCCAGCAUCUGUGUCGGUUCGAAUAGUCCGAGUAUCGAAAACUAGCCCGACCGACGACGAAGACCUCAACAGGCUGAUAAGCCUCUGCACCGCGACUUCACGCUCCAACGCUUUCAUUUGCUGCCUGCUUCGGCAGCCCCACAGCGACACGUCCUACAAGCAGUAUGCACACUUCCACUAUCUGUCCGUGCUCGAGGACAACAAUUCUCGCGUUUUUAUCGCCCAUGGUACGGCAUCGCAUAAUUUGGGGACCGACCUGGGGAGUGUAUGGAUAAUGAAUUGCAAGAUUAAUGCUCCCCCGCCUGCACAUAAACUGCCGGAUUUCAUCAAGGAAGGCUGUGUACAGAUAGUUGUGGGUAACAUGGACAAGCAGCGUAGGGCGGCGAUGAAGAGAGAUUGUUUUGGUAUGUUUAUCGCUACGGCAUGA